UACUUGCCACUCUCCUCUCUUCACACUCUCUCUCUCCUCCACCUCUAUCAAACCAUUAAUCACCUAGGCAUCCAUCGUAGUUUGGACUCCCUUCCUUCACUCCACUCUUCUUCCUUUUCCUCAAUUUCUCAAUUCCUUUUUUGUAAAAUUGUUCUACUAAGGCCCUACUAAAUAUCUUUCGACAUUGACUUCUGCAUGCCAUACAUUGUUCUUUGAGAUAAAGUGUUGUGGAGUUACUGUUGCAUCUGCUUCUUUGGCCGCUCUCUAUAAUUUGAGGACCAAUGGUAGCUGCAGUGGCAGCACCUGCAGUGGCGCAGUCUUUGUUGCGGCCUUUUCGCUUAUCGCCUUCAUCUAUUCCUCAUUCACCAUGUAACUCUAGACAUUUUCCAUCUCUAUCCUCCACCCUUCAAUUCAAGAACCAUGAUUGCAGUGUCUGCAGCUCUUCUCUGUUGAUCAGCAACAGCCGCGGUAUUAGUCCAUUUUCACUUCAUCUCCAUCAGCAGUUUAAGCCACUUGCUGCCCUUGAUUUUGAUCUUCCUCAUCCUAUUCAACCAGGAGAGGAAGCAGCUAAGAUCAAUACAAAUGAUGACACAGUUAAGCAAUGGGAUUGGUGGACGGCAAAGUUUGCUGCAUCUGCCAAUAUUCCGUUUCUCCUCCUUCAGCUCCCUCAGAUUUUGCUCAAUGCUCGUAAUCUUAUGGCUGGCAACAGUUCUGCUCUUUCCGCUGUUAAUUGGCUGGGUUCCCUAACUGGUUUGCUAGCAAAUCUGUCGCUGCUUUCAUACUUUGCCAAGAAAAAGGAGACAGAAGCAAUGAUAGUGCAAUGCCUGGGAGUUUUUACUACUUAUGUAGUGAUUUCACAGCUAGCAUUGGCUGAGGCAAUGCCCUUCCCUUAUUACAUUUUGACCUCUACAGUAGUUGGUACUGGUGUUAUCUCCAACUUCCUCAAUUACUUUGGCAUGCUUCCGCCUGUUAUCUGGGGUAUUUGGGAAGAUUUCAUCACUGUUGGUGGGCUCUCUGUCCUUCCUCAGGUUAUGUGGUCCACCUUUGUUCCAUAUAUUCCAAACAGCAUCCUUCCUGGAGCUAUAUCAUUUGUUUUAGCCAUGGUAGCAGUUGUCAUGGCUAGAACGGGUAAACUCUCUGAAGAAGGGGUCAAAUUUUAUGGAGCUAUAUCAGGAUGGACUGCUACACUUCUGUUCAUGUGGAUGCCAGUUCCACAAUUGUGGACAAACUUCCUGAAUCCUGAUAACAUAAAAGGCUUGUCAGCUUUGUCAAUGUUGCUGGCAAUGACUGGGAACGGACUAAUGAUUCCUCGUGCACUUUUCACCCGUGAUUUUAUGUGGUUUCUUGGUUCAAUAUGGGCAUCCUUUCUUUAUGGCUGGGGGAAUCUCCUCUGCAUGUACUUGUUUAACAGCAUCAGUCGGGAAUUUUUCUUUGCAACCACAGCGGGCUUAUUGAUCUGGAUAGGACUAACAUUUUGGAAGGACAGUCGGGCAUACGGACAUUCGUCACCCUUGAGGUCUUUCAAGGAGCUGGUGUUCGGGUCACAACCUUGAACAAUACCCUCAUUUACACUACUUGAUCUUAAUAACAGGUUUCUUUUUGGCUCAUUUACAUUGUAGACAAUGUAUUUAUGUAAUGAAUAUUAGUAUAUACGAGUUCCUUUAUCAGAAAUAAUAUUUUCGCGUUGA
Molecule: messenger RNA, 1688 nt
Organism: Beta vulgaris subsp. vulgaris (sugar beet)
Lineage: Eukaryota; Viridiplantae; Streptophyta; Magnoliopsida; Caryophyllales; Amaranthaceae
Product: maltose excess protein 1-like, chloroplastic
Exons: 11
Coding region: 282-1553 (423 amino acids)
Cellular component (GO): chloroplast envelope
Molecular function (GO): maltose transmembrane transporter activity
Source: RefSeq, a predicted model, not a curated record